This is a messenger RNA of Folsomia candida, 2012 nucleotides long. Its product is annotated as speckle-type POZ protein-like. The transcript is spliced from 9 exons. The record is from RefSeq and is a predicted model, not a curated record. Gene Ontology annotation, cellular component: cytoplasm. Gene Ontology annotation, biological process: regulation of proteolysis; proteasome-mediated ubiquitin-dependent protein catabolic process. Bases 224 to 1387 code for a protein of 387 amino acids. Gene Ontology annotation, molecular function: ubiquitin protein ligase binding. NCBI's taxonomy places the organism in Eukaryota, Metazoa, Arthropoda, Collembola, Entomobryomorpha, Isotomidae.
CUAUUCCAUUAUCCAGCGACUUAAUAAAUAGAACUUGAACAAAAGACAAAAAUCUCGUGAAAUUACGAUAAAUUAUUCUAAAUUUCUUCCAAUAAAUUUACGUUUUCCAAUUUUUGUUCCGUCCGUGUUGAAGCUGUCUGCAUUCUACAACGAUAAGAAGUUUCCAUUGUAGGGAAGAAAUAUAAUAGUCUGGUGUGGCCUUAAGACAAAAGAGGGUUUAACAAUGGCAAUGGCGUCGAGAGCCACUAGCAAGUCCAUAAUUUGUUCAGAGACUGAGGUUGAAAUGCACCGCAUAAUUUACAACUGGGACAUUAAUAAUUUCGAUAGAAUUUGUACUCCCGAGAGUGACGAGUUUGAACCCAUUUCGUCCACCCCCUUCCGAGCUGGACAAGAAAUUAAUAGAGAAUCCGAGUGGGACUUGAUUCUAUCAGCAGAAGGAGGCUAUUUACAGAUCUGGCUGUAUCUAAAAAAGAUAUAUAAUGAAAUGAUUAAAGACAUUUCCGUAAAUUUGACAGUCCUAAUUUUAAAAUCAGAUGGAACCACUCUUCUGAGACGUCGGUGCGACAAAAAUCAGACAUUCACUGCAGAAGAUAACGGAUGGGGUAUGGGAUAUAUAAUCACAAUCGAAACUUUAUGGGAGGAACGCGAAAAUUACUUAAUGGAUAAUAAGCUACGACUGCAAAUUCAGCUAGACAUAUUAGGAGAAGUUACAAGCAGAUUUAAAACGCCAGGAACGGGAACACUACUUCUUUCCCGGCCACUGGGACUUCCAUCAGGGAAACGAAAGCGUACUCACUGUGAUGAUUCAGACACUACAGAUCAUGAAGAUCCUGGGAGUACAAUAAUGAAAAGAGAUAUGAAAAAACUGCUGAAAUCACAAAAUGAUGCCGAUAUGACGAUCGAGUGUGGGAAAAAGUCAUUUUCGGUGCACAAAUUAAUCUUGUCAGCUCGAAGUAAGGUGUUUUCCGCAAUGUUCAAACACGACACGGUGGAAACUCGAUCUCAUAUUGUAAAGAUUCCAGACGUCCCAGAGUCCACGAUGGAAAGCCUGCUUGAAUACAUUUAUACUGGGGGAGUUGCAAUGCCAUCGGAUGUAGAAGAAAUAAUGUCUCUCGUCGAAGCUAGUGACAAAUAUCAGCUAAAUGAACUAAAGAACCGUUGUCUUCGAUCCUUAUGUACUCAAAUUACUCCAGAAAAUGUGGGCAGAAUUACUAUUCUAUCCUACAUGCACAAUGCCGAACUUAUUAUUCAAGAAGAACUACGUCAGUACUGUCGCAGCAAUUGGGACUCGCUACUCAAGAAAAAGUCGUUCAAGGAGUGUCUCGUCACUUCUCCUCGAGCCUUUUUCGACGACAUCAAAAGUCUCAGUGGCGUAGAUUCGGAUUGAUGUCACUAUCGUUUAAUUUUGCAAAUUAACCAUCGUUUUGCAGCGCAUUUCUUAGAUUUCUAUUUUGUUUGAUAAAGUAUUUCCUGUUGAGCUAUUGCGUUUUGUAUUAACAGACCUGCACCUUUUGUCGGGGAAAAUCUUUCUUCCAAACUCGCCAUUAUUAUACUCUUCAAGGAUUAAAACUCUACCAUUAAUUAUUUUACAUAGACUGAAACAGACGCAUAAUAUAGAUAGAUAGGCGAUUGUAUCGUUGUAAGCGGAUUUACAUAUGUAUCGAGUCACUAAAUUUAACGCACUUGAAUAAUCUACAAACACACGAUAAUGUUCCAGUUAUAUCGCAUUAAUCAAUGACACGUAAGUUACAAAUAUCAUACAACUUUGUACCUAUGAAUCGUAUUUUUUUUGCUUUGAAUUUAUAAUUUCUUGCCCGUAAUGAGGCUAUUAAGAUUCGACUUCUAAAUAACAAACUAUUCUGGAUUGUAUUGUAUAUAUAAUACAUGAAUUACGACUUAAUAUGUAACUUUUUGGUUUAAGAUUAGUAUACAAAAUGUGAUCUGAUUAUAUCAUUUUUAUUUACCGAGAAUAACAAUAAUACGUGAAUUCCUUGCUUCCAGAACUACUCUAA